AUGUCUUUGGAGCUCGUCUGUUCAACUGGGCAUUAUUGUAAAGAGGGAAGUUUCAAGGAGUUUCCCUGCCCCCUUGGAAGCUAUCAGCUUAGACAAGGCCAAGGCAGUUGUGACCCAUGCCCAGCAGGUUUCUUUUGUCCAGAUCAAGGGACCUAUGGAAACACAUCAGGCCUCACAGAGGAAACACAAUGCUUACUUUGUGAUCCGGGAAUGUUCUGCAAAGGAACUGGAAGGGUUGAUCCCAGUGGCCCUUGUGCUGAAGGGUUUGUUUGUAUUAAUGGAGCCUCUGAGCCUUCACCAUUAGACGGUCUGACGGGAAAACCCUGUCCUCCUGGAUUCUACUGCACUGUUGGGACAUCUGUCCCUCGACCUUGCCCAAAAGGAACAUACAGUAACAAAGGUGGACUUGUGGCAGUAUCUCAGUGUAAAAGCUGCAUACCAGGCUUCUACUGUUCUGAGCCAGGUCUCUCUGUUGUGUCUGGGCCUUGUUUGCCUGGCUUCUACUGUUUAGAGGGAUCAUCCACUGCUACUCCGAAGUCUGUUUUAUUUGGAGAUGUAUGUCCAGAAGGCCACUAUUGUUUAGAAGGAAGCAGUGUGCCCAUGGCGUGUCCACCGGGCUCCUACCAGAAUCUCACUGGAGGGGCAAGUCAAGAGGACUGUAAACCUUGUCCAACGGGCCAAUUUCAAGAUCUAUCUGGACAAAAAGAUUGUAAUCCUUGCCUUCCUGGAUUUCACUGUCAAGUCAUUGGGCCGAGUCCCUCUCAAUGGAACUCUAAUGGAGUGUCAGUCCCAGAGCCAUGUCCUGCAGGAUACACCUGUCCCAGAGAGAGUCUGGACAGGCAGCCAGUCCCCUGUCCAAAAGGCACUUAUAGCAACAAUUUGGGUUUAACCAUUCUCGGUGAAUGUUUAAAGUGUCCUCCAGGGCAGUUCUGCGGAUCUGAUGGUUUAAUUGAGCCUUCAGGCCCUUGUGAUUCAGGUUAUCUUUGUUUAAGUGGAGCCACAGUUCCUAAUCCUAUUGACAACAGGACUGGAUCUCUCUGCCCACAAGGGUAUUUCUGCAUACAAGGACUUAGAGCUGGCGACUGCCUGGCUGGAUUUUUUUGCGACUGGGGAUCAAGCAAAGGCGAUGAAGCUCUUUGUCCAGUAGGUUGUUUCUGUCCCAGAGGAACAACAGCCCCCAUUCCAUGUCCUCCUGGAACCUUCAGUUCCGCCACUGGCAACACACACCAAGUCAACUGCAGCACUUGUUUGGUUGGGUACUACUGCCCAGAUGCAGGGACAGUAAAACCCAGUCUAUGUCCUGCUGGACAUUACUGUCCUCCCGGACUGACUCUAGGGACAGAGUUCCCAUGCCCACCCGGAACAGUGCAGAGAAAGCUUGGGGCUUCCAGUUCUAAUGAUUGCAUUGCAUGUCCUCCUGGAUUGUUCUGUGCUGGUUAUGGUUUAUCGAAACCUUCUGGUCUCUGUGACCCUGGAUACUUCUGUCCCUCUGGCUCCAUCAGCUCCAACUCCAGUGAUCUCCAGGACAAUUCUACUGAAAACCACAUUUGUCCUGUUGGUCAUUUCUGCCCCCCUGGCACCGGUCUUCCUCAUCCCUGCCCUGCAGGCUCUCUGUCUCUGUCUCAUGGAGUCAGCAGAGUUGACGGAUGUCAUCCCUGCCCCCAGGGGCUGUUCUGUGACAGGCCUGCAUUAGCAGAUAUCCUUGAUGCACAGCCUUGUCAUGCUGGGUUUGUUUGUCUUGGAGGCAGUUACAGCCCAAACCCUUCUGAUGGUAGCCAUGGUUACAUAUGCCCCGUGGGUCAUCAGUGCCCUCUCGGCUCAGCCACAGAACUGCCCUGUGAGCCUGGCACGUACAGUGCAUCCCCUGGAGCAGCACAGUGUUUAGUCUGCCCUAAUGGGACUGCAUGCUCUUCCUUUGCCACCAGGGAGCCCACUGUCUGUCCAGCAGGACAUUUCUGUCCGGCUGGGACAGCUUUGCCCCAGCCCUGUACUUUGGGGACUUUCAGCAACCAAACUGGAGCACACUCCAUCUCUGUCUGCAUUGCCUGUCCAUCUGGGUCCUACUGCAGCUCAUAUGGAGCUUCUGCACCAUCAGGUCCAUGCCUAGAUGGGUACUUUUGUAAAAGUGGGGCCACAGAGCCAGCACCACAGAGAUCAGACUCUUCUAGUGGGCAGUGCCCUGUCGGCCACUACUGUCCAGUUGGCUGCUCCUCCCCAGUCCCAUGUCCUCUUGGUAGCAUGCGCAGCACCACAGAAGGUGCAUCCAUUGAGAGCUGCUCUGCCUGUCCUGCUGGUUACUACUGUUCCAGUGAGGGUUUGUCACGUCCAAGCGGUCCUUGUGCUGCUGGGUUUUACUGCCCUUUUGACUUUUCCUCAACUACUCCAUUUGCCUUUCUCUGCCCAAAGGGCCACUAUUGUCCAGAGGGCUCCCCUCUGCCUUUGCCAUGUCCGACAGGAGAGUACCAGCCAAAUGUUGGCUCUGAUAACUGCGUACCCUGUCGGCCCGGCUUCUACUGUGAAGAGGCUAUUGUGGGCGAGCCAUGGCUCUGUCCGCCACACUCAUUCUGUCCAGCAGGAACUAUGGUUCCUCAGCCUUGUCCUAAUGGGACAUAUACAUAUUCAAACCAAACUGGGCUCCAAGAGGAACAGGAGUGUUUGCCCUGCCCUCCAGGAAAGUAUUGCAGAGCUGGUAAAAUUCAAGGUGUAUGUGCAGCUGGUUAUCUUUGCCUUUCUGGAAGUGCAGAAUUUACUCCUCAAGGUUCCAACUUAACCCAGUGUGAGUGGGGUCUUCAGUGUGCAGUAAAAUGCCCACCAGGUUAUUACUGUCCAGAAGGCACAAAGGAAGCAAAAUCUUGUCCCGCUAACACCAUCCGGAGCACUGCAGGAGGUGCCAGCCAACACGAUUGCUUACCAUGUCCUCCUCAAUAUUGGUGUAAAUCUGGAGACCCUACCCUUCACCUGUGUCCUGCAGGUCAUUACUGUGACGGCUUACCUGGAAGUGACUAUAAUGGAGGAGCAGGGCCCAGACCUUGUCCUCUGCACUCUUAUCGACCCUCUCCUGGCGCAGGCAGCAAGGGGGACUGUCUCCCCUGCCCUGCAGGCUCGCACUGCAACAGCACAGGGCUUACUGAUUAUUCUAUGAAACUCUGCCCCCCUGGUUAUUGGUGCAGUGGGUUUGGACCUCCCAUAUUGUGCCCAGCCGGAACCAAAAGAUCUAUUCCUGGAGGGGCGGCGCCUGCUCACUGUGAAUUUUGUGCAGGGGGGACAUUUUGUCCAGAUCCUCGAUCAACAGGAGUCCCCAAUGUGGAAGGAUCGGUAGUGGAAAAAGUCUGUAGAGCCGGAUCAUACUGUGGACCUCAGACUGCUGAGCCUCAAAUCUGCCCUGCCGGUUAUUUCUGUCCAGUAGGAUCUCAGUCAUAUAACACACCUAAACAACUGUGUUUGUUUCCUUACUACUGCCCCACCAACAGCACAGGACUUACAACUUGUAAGGGGGGUUCUAUGCCUGUAAACACCAGCGGCCUGAGAGGCUCUCAAAGCAGCUGCUGCACUUUGUGUGAAGGGGGAACUUACCGUCCUUACCUCUCCCGAAGUCUGACCUGCCUGCCAUGCCCACCAGGUUACUUCUGCCCACAAGGCACAGAGAGCUACAAAGCUCACCCUUGCCCUGGUGGAUAUGUCUGUCCUGUGGGGUCUUCACAGCCAAUAGCCUGCCCCCCUGGCUUCUUUGGAAAACUCACACACGCUGUGAACGAUAGUGACUGUCGUGUUUGUCCAGCUGGCACAUUCAACCACCUGGAAGGACAGAAGGCCUGCUUUCCCUGUGGCAGCUCAUCCACCUCAUCACCAGGGUCUUCAUUGUGCACAUGUAUUGGCAAGAACCGAGCAUUCCAGCCUUCUGAUGGUUCCUGUUUAUGCAGAACUGGUUUCAUAUAUUAUGAUGAGCAGGAUUUUAGGAGUUCAUCUUCUGACAGUGUCUUUGACUGUCAGCCUGAGGUAAACAGGCGUUGUGCAAAAGGAGAAGUGCGCGUUGCUGCAUCGAGAGCAUGUGUGUCUCCUACUCUUCACUCCUGUAAUGUCUCCUGCGGGCCUUUUGGAGGAACUCUGGAUGUGGAAAUGGGAAUCUGCCAGUGCGAACGAUAUGUGUCCGCAGAAGAACUGUGCAACACUUCCUGCCUCUCUCGUCUUCCUGAUCUCUCCGCUCAGCUCACAUCGGACGGACAACUCCUCCUCAAAGUCAAAGAGAGAAAAGGCUCAGACUGGACCAAGUCUGUUGCAGAUAUUUUAGGACCUGAUAUGCAUGCAAACAAUAUUGGAAAAAUUCAUUUAGUGGAGUUUGGCUCUGAAGGUGUUUUUGGAUGGAUUCCUACAGAAAAGGAGCUUGUUCAACAUUUUCUAACAGAACCUGUGAAAGUUUUGAACACUCAUCACAGAGAUAGAAGAAGUACUAGAGGUGAAAAUAAAAGUAACUGGGCUCUGCUUCCUCGAAUCCAUAAUCCCAUUGCCUGCAUCUCGUCCGGCGACAUGCUGUUUUUCCAGCUCGCCAUCAACCACACUGAUCGUCGUUAUAGCCAUUUCCCAGUGUAUCAGAAAGACCAUCUGUUUAACAGCAACCCCAGCUGGGACUUUGGGGCGUUCAGGCAGCUGCAGAUACUCAUGAAACAGACAAGCUUCAACUCCACCAGGUUUGCACAUGUGUUUUCUGAGACUGGAAAGUAUGUUUUUGUGGACAGUGCUGUUCCAGAGUGGACACUGGUUGUAGUGGUCACUGAAACAGCAACAGAGUGUAAUCCACGAGCUGCAGUUUUUCAGCCGAUGACUCCAGCUCAGUUGGUCAAGUUUGGUGUUGUCAAACAACACAAGCUCAACCUCUUGCCUGACUGGGGACUCAUUGCUGGCUUUCUGAGCGUAUUUCUGGCACUGGUUGUUGUUCUGACUUCUACAGUAUUAGUUUUGCGCCCUGGGAAGUCCAAACUCAUUAUUGCACAUUGGAAGAACAGACCAAAGUGGAGGAAUGUUGGGGAACCUUUCUGUCCAAUGGAGUGCAACUGCACUAAAGAUAGCCCAGCGACUCCAAGUCUGGCUCUAGUUUUAGGCAGUCGAGAAGUGGGAGAAGGGGCUGAGGCAGAAGAGCCUGCGAUUACAAAAGGAAGUGUGCCGCAGCGCUGUGAUCUGGAGGACUUCAAUGUAAAAACUUUGUACGACAAACUUGAGGAUCAGAACCUCCACAUCGCGUCACAGCUGGCCCGCCAUCGCAAAGACACACAGGAGUUCUACAGGAACAUGUGCCUGCAGACAGAAUCACUCUGUAACACUUUAGAGCACAUGGACAAUAAAAAGCUUCUACUUCUCAAAGAGGUGUUGAGCCACAGUGCAGGAGAAGAUAACAGCAAUAAUAGCAGAGUAGAGGAGAUUGAUCCUCAAGAUGAGGCUAUUGUAGUGUUACUUGGAGCUGUCCUCAGGUCAGUUGAAGCUCUCAUAUGUAAAAUGACCAUUGGAGAAGCUUGGCACCAUCAGUAUGUAGUCUCUCAAGAUGACAGAGAGAGUGACCCUCCACACGACGGAAACAACGGCUUUACCCAGUUUUCUUUAGGACAUCUGACCAAGGACGAAUCCCCAAGUGAGCCAGUCACGUGUUUGAGUGACCACGAUUUAUCCAAAUUGGUCAGCAUUACUCCUUUAUUCCAAACCCUGCAAGACAUUCAGCAGUCCUUACACAAUCUGACUGCGGCCGGUUGCCAUUUACCUGACAUCGGAACUGAGACGGGUGAAUCUGAAGUAGAAACUGGGUCAGAAAGCGGUGAGCUAGUUGCCACAGCACUGGAAAGCCUCUCGCCUCAGCACUCGGCUAUCUACCUGUUUGGGUGCCAGGUGAUGAAACUGCUCUGCACCCGAGCCGUGUUCCCCCCAGUGCUCCUCCUGCUGGCCAAGUCUGUCCCUACAUCUUUCACUACACCGCGCUUUAUGGCGCACUGCUCAAGACAAUUUUAUUUCGAUGCGACCAAUCAAAUCCUCUUCAUAUCAGAGAAUCUGCUUCAUCACACCGGACAUUUUAUUUCCACCCUCCUCCAGUCCAUGGCCUACAUUGCAACAGGGUCCAAACCACAAAUGUUUCUGAAAGUACUCCACGAAGCAAUUUCAGUUUUAAGCCUUCAACUGUUCACCCUCUCGCUGAAAUGGAACGCCGGGUCAAAAGAAGACAUGUCUGAGGAGAAACAGGGCUCAUUACUUUCGGAGUUUCUCAACGUAAGGGUUCCUGCCGAAGCACACUUCACUGAACAUCUAUUAGCUCGCAGGCUUGAGAAAUACAAAUACUUGAAGAUUGAGCAGCUCAUCUCAAAGCUCAAAGAGAGGUCAUCUGGAGACAGAGUGAAAUGUACACCGGGACAAGGGAGUCCAGUUCAGAUGUCUUGCAUAGAAAAUGAAAUCGACCAACUUAAUGAGUCCUUCAUAAAACUGAGCAUGCAGCUACAAAACAGAGCUCAAGUAAAAGAAGAAGCUGGAGUGCGCAGUGCAGACAGCCACGCACGGAGCGCGUCACCAUCAUCCAUCCUCAGCCUAAGUCGUAAUGGAACAAUCCUGCUGGAACUGAAGCGCCGCUACGUAUCCCAGCGCCUCAAUGAGCUCCAAAUCACAUUAGAGCACAUGAGACACGGCCAACGGCAUGACAGCUAUUCACAAGAUGAGACGAGGAGACUUGCCCAAACAGACAGCAGCAGCAGCAGCAGCAGCAGCAGAACCCAGCCGGGGGAGAGCAAGCGCGAUCCUGGCACGGGCCCUCACACUGCCAUCGACGGCCAGAGGGGGGACAGCGAUCCAGCCAGCCUCACUCACAGGCAGGAAGCAGAAGCAGCAGACAAAACAGAACCGAAAAGCUUAAAAUAUGAGAGUCAUAUUACUGAACAGCCACCGGAUAACCAGGGCUCUUACCCACAGACAUUACUGGAGGCUCAGCGCUCAACAAGCCAGCUCCAAGUCGCUCGCAUCUGUGCUUGUCCUUCUGCGGAGUUAGAAGGAAAAGAAGUGCCACAGAAACAGAAAGUGCGCAAACUGCUUCACGAACAACAAUUUGCGCCCUUUCUCUCAAUGAGCCAGAGCUUUUUUUACCCCAAUAAAGUUGACAGUGCACUCGUCCUCCGAAGUGCGGCGCUGUCCGUGGUGCUGAAAUCUUUUCCAGCUCCACAAAGUAUGCUAACCCAUCUGCUCACUGUCACCUUCACGCUCUAUAUUGUGCAUCCGAGCCAUCAAGUGUGCGUGGAUGUCCCCUCCGAGACUGAGGCGGUUCUGGGCCGGUCCAUGAGACUGACCUGCAUCGACUGCUUGAAGCGAGAAGAGGUCAAAGCCAAAACCAGAGUGGACUGGUUCUACAGGCCCAACAAUACUUGGAGCAGGAUCCCUAUUGUCAAGUAUCACAAUGACAAACCCUCGGUGCUGGACAGUCCCUUUCGGGGCCGGCUGUUCUGGAAUGGAAGUCAGGACUUGCAGGAUUUGUCCAUUUCGAUCCAAAACGUCUCUUUUAGCGACAGCGGAUUUUACCAGUGCAUUGUUAAACGGGAGUUUAUCUAUGCAGUGGGACAAAUCCGGGACUACUUCACUCCAACUGCCUCAAAUAUUAAAAACAUCUCACUAACUGUAAUAGAGAAAGCCAGUGAAGACCCCACAGCUCUCUAUUCGGAGAUCAUGAUGUAUGUGCUGCUGGUCUUCUUGACCUUAUGGCUCAUGGUGGAGAUGGUCUACUGCUACCGGAAGAUCUCCAAGUCUGAUGAGCAAACACAGGACACUGCGUGA
Molecule: messenger RNA, 7788 nt
Organism: Knipowitschia caucasica
Lineage: Eukaryota; Metazoa; Chordata; Actinopteri; Gobiiformes; Gobiidae
Source: the annotation of a GenBank genome assembly